AUGACGCAGUCAGAAAUAUCCUUCAAAUACGUGUCCACAGAACAGGUUUCUCUGCAGAGACACCGCAGCUCAUCAGUCAAAAGAGUCAAAGUUGCCCAGGGAAACCUUUUUACAGUUUGUCUUCCUGCUCUGAGCAAAAUCCUAAAGAACAACUUCAGACGAGCAGCAAGUUUACCUGACAUGAAGCUGAAGGAGUUUACACCUGCCAUCAGUGCUAAUGACUGUGAUGAUGAAACCUACAGCUUCCAGUGCUCCUGCCCGGGCCUGUACCAGUGCAGUGUGAGCGGCCUGGUGUUUAACAUGAAGGGAGAAGGGGGCGUGGCCUACAGGACCGUCCCUUGGAACAGGAGGCUGCUGGCCCAGCACCACAAGAAGCCUGCAGGACCCCUGUUUGACAUCAAGUGUCUGCAGCAGUCUGUGUGUCAGCUCCAUCUCCCACACUGUGAGAUCAUCUCCACAGGUGGAGGUCGGUCCUUGCAGGUUGCUCACGUCAGUGAUGAGGGCAUCGAGUUCAUCGGCCCUCACCAGGUAACAGAGACUCAUGUUGUUGUAAACAUCUCAGGGUUUUCUGCUUAUGGUAACGUCAAGGAUGAAGACUCUCCCCCUGACCCGGUCCAAGCUCUGGUUCUGCUCUUCUACAAACCCCCUGAAGAUCCUGAUCUCAGAUCUGUCCUUAGUGUACUGUUGUUACCCAGGAACAUUGUGAUCCGUGAUGUACAACGCACCAGGAGGAAAUUAAUCGGAGAGGAGAGGUACUUAGACACGUCCCCUCACUGUAAACUGCAAUCAAAGCAGGUUUACACUCUGUCCACGUCUCCUGAAGACGACCUGAUCAAAGUUCAGCCAAAAGAAACUGAUUUUGAUGGUGAGAACCACGAGAGCUACUUCCCAUCUUUCCAGGUGGUUUUCAAAAGAAUCCUUACAGAGAUUCACCUGAGUCUGAGACACAAGAGCAGCUCCAGCUGUGUUUGGGAAAGUGAGGUUUGCCUUUUGGCCAACAGACUGAGAACUGUGACUCUCCCUCCAAAGGACAGGCUGUUAAAUGUAUGGAGUUCCUUCAUUGAUGGGAUUUCAGGACCGGUUCUCAGCAGCCUGAUGGACAAACUGCUGGAGAAAACAGUGAUAACUGAUGCUGAGAGGGAGGCAGCUGAUGGAAAGAAGGGAAGGGAAAAAGCUCGUUUUGUUAUCGACACUGUGAGGAGGAAAAAUGCCAGUUUAGAGAUGAUCGAGUGUCUCAGUGAGCUCGAUCCCUUCUUCUGCAGCAAUCUUGGGCUGAUCUGA
Messenger RNA from Archocentrus centrarchus (flier cichlid), 1281 nucleotides. RefSeq names its product NACHT, LRR and PYD domains-containing protein 1b allele 3-like. NCBI's taxonomy places the organism in Eukaryota, Metazoa, Chordata, Actinopteri, Cichliformes, Cichlidae. Gene Ontology annotation, biological process: regulation of apoptotic process. The coding region runs from base 1 to 1281 and encodes 426 amino acids. The transcript has 3 exons. The record is from RefSeq and is a predicted model, not a curated record.